Sorghum bicolor (sorghum) is the source of this 2133-nucleotide messenger RNA. RefSeq names its product histone-lysine N-methyltransferase ASHH1. Gene Ontology annotation, cellular component: chromatin; nucleus. The record is from RefSeq and is a predicted model, not a curated record. Gene Ontology annotation, biological process: regulation of DNA-templated transcription. Gene Ontology annotation, molecular function: protein binding; histone H3K36 methyltransferase activity. The transcript is spliced from 11 exons. NCBI's taxonomy places the organism in Eukaryota, Viridiplantae, Streptophyta, Magnoliopsida, Poales, Poaceae. The coding region runs from base 306 to 1871 and encodes 521 amino acids.
AGAGGAAAUUGCCAUUGCCCGCACGCCCCUUGGCCCACUGCCUGGACUCGUCUCGCCCGCGGUCGAUCUCCAUCCGCUCGCCGCGCCGCAACCCGGAGAGGAGACUGCGGUCGGUCGAGCACCACCUGGGGCCCAGCAUCCUCGCGACCAUCUCCGGCACGGCGUCCGCCCUCUGCAGCCCCGGUGUCCCUGCGACCGUCGCUGCUGUCCUACUUCGCCACUGGCCACUUUGCCCGGCGACGAGCACCACCAGGACACUAGGCCGUCUUGUUGCUGCCUGCUGUUCCAUAGUCGACGAAUCACGAAUGCUAAUGGAGGAAGAAUGCGUAGAGUCUCCAUCGUACAUCCACAUUGACAGGAACGAUUUUUCCUACAGAAAGCACAAGAGGCAGACAGAGGAGGACAUAGCUGUGUGCGAGUGCCAGUAUGAUAUCUUGGAUCCAGAGAGUCCAUGUGGAGAUAGGUGCUUGAAUUUAUUGACUAACACAGAAUGCACGCCUGGCUAUUGCCGAUGUGGUGUUUACUGCAAGAAUCAGCGGUUCCAAAAAUGUCAAUAUGCCAGGACAAGACUUGUAAGAACUGAAGGGCGUGGAUGGGGCCUUGUGGCUGAUGAGAAUAUUAUGGCUGGUCAAUUUGUUAUCGAAUACUGUGGAGAAGUAAUAUCAUGGAAGGAAUCCAAACGGAGAGCUCAAGCUUAUGAGACCCAAGGUUUAAAGGAUGCUUAUAUCAUUUACCUCAAUGCUGAUGAGUCAAUUGAUGCAACAAGAAAAGGGAACUUUGCGAGAUUCAUCAACCAUUCAUGCCAACCGAAUUGUGAGACUAGGAAAUGGAAUGUCCUUGGGGAAGUAAGAGUUGGAAUCUUUGCAAAGCAAGACAUUCCAUUUGGAACGGAAUUAUCCUAUGACUACAAUUUUGAGUGGUAUGGUGGUGUGAUGGUGCGGUGCCUCUGUGGAGCUGCCAGUUGUUCUGGGUUUCUUGGGGCUAAAUCACGUGGUUUCCAGGAGGCCACAUACCUGUGGGAAGAUGAUGAUGACAGGUUUUCUGUUGAGAAUAUCCCUCUUUAUGAUUCUGCUGAUGACGAACCUACAAGCGUUAACAAGGACAUCCUCUUAUCAAGUCAUGGCAUGGUUGCUGAAUACAACAACAUCAGCACAGUUCAGAUUACUGAGAAUCCUGGAAACGCUGGAACCAAUGAAUUUGCACCAAUUAUUGUGGACGAACUGACAGCAAGCUCAAAUGGAUUAGCACCAAAGAAUGUUGAGCCAUUGACUGCAAGCUCAAAUGAAUUCACACCAAUGACUAUUGAGCCACUGAAUGCCAUGCCAAUGGUAGCUCAUUUAGUCGAGAAUGGGUCAACUGAAUAUAGUGUACAAGACACUCAUGAUCACGGUGUUUCUCAGAAUUCAGUGCCCAAAGCUGCAAAUCAUGCGAAUCAAACUGGAUCCCAAAACAACAGCAACCAUUCAGCGUUGGUCCCUGUAAAGCCCGCACCGAAACGUCGUGGUAGGAAACCUAAACGCGUUCUGCCCAAGCAGCUGGAUAUUCCAGAUAUUUGCGACCGGCUUACAUCAUCUUUGGCGUGUGAAGAAAUACUGUAUUGUGAGGAAGUGAAGAAUCAGGCUGUUUCUGAAAUCGACGCCCUGUAUGACGAGAUAAGGCCUGCGGUUGAAGAGCAUGAGAGGGAUAGCCAAGACAGCGUCUCCACAAGCCUCGCGGAGAAGUGGAUCGAGGCCAGCUGCUGCAAGUACAAAGCCGAAUUCGACCUAUAUGCUGCAAUAAUCAAGAACAUUGCCUCCACACCGCUAAGAUCGAAGGAUGACGUGGCCCCGAGAGAGCAGAACGGAUUGAAGUACUUGGAGAACGGUUCAUGAUUUUAGCUACAAGCGUGAAAUAUACACCUUCAAUCUUUAGGAGUUUGAUUUUUUUUUUUAAACUGUGAUUGGUCUUGUAUUUAGGUAGAUAGGCAUGGUAAGGUUACAGACUUAUAAAUAAUAACCUGUGAUUGGUCUUGUAUUUAGGAAGUGAAGAUUUUUUUUAACUGUGAUUGGUCUUGUAUUUAGGUAGAUGACCUGGAAUCAUGUCCUGCACACUCGAUCUCGUCUUUAUGCUGUCUAUCUCAUUCAGGUUUGCUAA